AUGGACCAGUGGAAGAAGUUCACCAGCAAUGUCGGACCUCAGUUCCAAAACAUCGGCAAGACCUUCGGCAACCUCAACCAGCAGGCUCGCGAGCGCUUCGGCGCCGUCGACCAGGAGGACAUCACCGAGCUGCCCCAGGAGUACAAGGACCUCGAACGCCGCGUCGAUGCGCUCAAGGCCGCCCACACCGGCCUCAUGAAGGUCGCCAAGGUCUACGAGACCGAGAGCUACGACUACCCAACUCAGCUCCAGGAGAGCAUCACCCAGCUCUCUGCCAGCGUCGGACACAGCGUCACCUCGUGGGCUGCCAGUGCCACGCGCGGCACCAACCUGCCCAAGGUCUCGCCCACCGCGCGCCCGCAGAAGGUCAACAAGACGCUCCACCACGCCCUCUCGCGCGCUGCCGCCAGCGGUGCGCUCCAGCUCGGCGCCGACGCCUCCAACCUGUCCGGCCUGCCCAACCUUGAGACGGCGCAGGCGCCCGGCUCGGACGCGCCCGUCAAGGACGACUCGAAGCUCGGCGAAGCGCUCCAGAAGUUUGCCAUCGCAGAGGACCGUCUGGGCAACGCGCGCUUGACACAGGACGACCAGAUCACGCAGGGCUUCAACGUGCCUUUCAACUCGUUUGGCGCCCAGAUCGCGCUCGCCAUGAAGGCGCGCCAGAACGUCACCGACGCACGCCUCCACCUCGACAGCUGGAAGCAGUCGCUCAAGACCGCCGAAAACGCCGGCGCCUCCGCAAAGCUCGAGCAGUACCGCAACGACGUCGAGCAGGCCGAGGACAAGCUCGUCGCCUCCACCGAGGAGGCCAUCAGCCUCAUGAAGCAGGUGCUCGAAAACCCAGAGCCCAUCAAGAGCCUCAGCGCUUUUGUCAAGGCUCAAGCCGAGUACCACGCUGCUGCGGCCGAGCUGCUCUCGUCGGUGCAACAGGAGCUCGCGCAGCUCGCCACCUCGGUCGAGAGCGACUACCGUCUGUCGCGCGGUUGA
This is a messenger RNA of Moesziomyces antarcticus, 987 nucleotides long. Its product is annotated as cytoplasmic protein. The record is from RefSeq and is a predicted model, not a curated record. Lineage: Eukaryota; Fungi; Basidiomycota; Ustilaginomycetes; Ustilaginales; Ustilaginaceae. The transcript is spliced from 3 exons. The coding region runs from base 1 to 987 and encodes 328 amino acids.